AUGGUUGAACCUUCACCCAUUAUUACUGGUGUAAGUACACUUCAGAAUAAUAAAAGUCAACUAUAUAAUGGUUAUGGCCAACACUACCCUAGCAACCGGCAUUAUAGUGAAUACGUCAAGGAAGUCAGGAAGUGGCAAGAAAGCUUUAUCAAGCGUGAAAAGCAACAACUAAAAGAAAGUAUAAAAAAAGUGCCAUCCUGCUCAAAUGAUCGAAUAGGUCAAGCUGAUAAUAUUAAUCAGUUUAAUCGAACAGCAGCACUGAAGAGCAACUCGUAUUCUUCGGUACUUUAUAAAGGUAGGCUUCACAGUUUUAUGCCUAGAAGCGAUAUUGACCGCUUGGAUCCGCUCAGCCCACCUUCAACUUUAACUAAUCAGAAAGAAUUGCGACGUUCUAUCAUGGCUAUGACGACACAAGGUAACCCACAAUCUAAUAAUAACAUCUCGGCUAAAAGUAAUCAUUACGGAUCUAAAGCAAAUAAUUUUAUGGUCCCAGUCAACCAGAGAAAUGUAUCUAUACCCACUCUCCAUUAUAGUAGAGAUAAAAGUAGUAAACGUCGAUUAUCACCUUUAUUGAUGAUUACAAGAAGGCAGCGUCAUCAUAAAACUACUACUUCUACUUCGAUUAAAGAUCGUAAAAAAGUUAGUGAUAUUGAAAGUCACAUCGAUAUGACUGUUAAAUCAUCUGAUAAAAAUCUCGAUCAAGAUAGGCAGCAACCGGCCAAUCCUUUAACUAAUGGAGAACAGGAUUGUGGAACAAUCACACACGAUGACGAGCUAGAGGUUAAUAAUGGCAAUUCGGAUAGAAAUGAUGGUGACGAUUCUAAAAAGAAACAACAUGUUCUACUUGUUGAAAGUAUGAAAGGAAUGAAAAGAUUGCUGAACUGCAUAAGAAUGAUAGACACAUAUGCUGUUCAUUCACGUUUAAGAGGGAGUAAAAGUAAUGUGAGACGCUACUCUAGAGUAAUAUUGCCAUAA
Molecule: messenger RNA, 975 nt
Organism: Trichoplax adhaerens
Lineage: Eukaryota; Metazoa; Placozoa; Uniplacotomia; Trichoplacea; Trichoplacidae
Exons: 3
Coding region: 1-975 (324 amino acids)
Source: RefSeq, a predicted model, not a curated record